AUGCCACUCGUGAAACAAACCGACUGUUUUAUUAGGAAUAUGAAAUAUUGGAAAUUUCUUGGAAUCUAUCCACUGGAAAUCAAAUGGAAAUUCUACAAUUGGUAUUCGAAAAUCUUUGUGUUCGCAUUUAUAAUUUUGUACGAUGGACUAAGCACCUUAAAUUUUUAUUUCUUAGAAAGAAACUUGGAUCAUUUCAUCGAGGAAAUGAUAUUUUAUUUUACGGAAUUAGCGGUUAUGUCGAAGGUGCUUACAUUUAUGAUAAUGAGAGAGAAAAUUGAAGAAAUAUUGAAGACAUUAGAUAGCGAAACUUUUCAGUCCAUAAAUGAAACAGAAACGGUUUUCAUAAAAAAUGCAAUGAAAUUCAAUGUCAAAUAUUGGAAAAUUGUAGCAUUGGUCUCAUAUUUUUCCAAUUUCGUUCAUGUUUCGUCUCCAUUUAUUGCUCAUUUAUUUUUACCGGUUCCAUUGGUUUUACCAGUGUCUAGUUAUUCUUUCCUAAGUGAAAACUUUACAGAGACCUUCAUUUAUCCCGUUUAUUUCUAUCAAAGUAUUGGAAUUCACAUGAACAUGCUUUACAAUGUCAAUAUCGAUACAUUUUUCUUGGGUCUUAUGAUUUUGGUUAUAGCUCAGUUAGAAAUACUAGAGCAGAAAUUGAUGACAGUAACAAAUAAACAUGAUAGCAAUUAUUCUAUUUCUUUGAAUACUCAUUUAAAUAAAUCUAUCAUACAUUUUGAUGAAGUUGCAAAAUUUUGUGAUUUAAUCGAAAAUGUAUUCAGUAUAACAUUGUUUGUACAAUUUAGUAUGGCGUCGUGUAUAAUUUGCGUUUGUCUGUUUCGUUUCACUUUGCCUUCUCCUUUCCAGUAUUACAUGUUCCUUGCAACUUACAUGUUUGUCAUGAUGAUACAAAUAAUGGUACCAUGUUGGUUUGGAACUCGCAUUAUCACAAAGAGUCGCCUAUUAUCUGAAGCAAUUUACAUUUGCGACUGGACGCCUCGGUGUCGCCGCUUCAAGAGUAGCAUAAGAGUCUUCGUUGAAAGGGCUAAUCGUCCCCUCUCUAUUACUGGAUGGAAGAUGUUUCCACUUUCAUUAAGCACUUUCACUUCUAUCAUGAAUUCUGCGUAUUCAUUUUUCACUUUGCUACGAUAUAUGCAAACGAGAGAAUCUUAAGCGCAGAAGGCAAAUAUUUUGAAGGAAUU
Vanessa atalanta (red admiral) is the source of this 1193-nucleotide messenger RNA. It is a transcript of the gene Or-13, whose product is annotated as odorant receptor 43a-like. Gene Ontology annotation, cellular component: plasma membrane. Gene Ontology annotation, molecular function: olfactory receptor activity; odorant binding. The transcript has 6 exons. Lineage: Eukaryota; Metazoa; Arthropoda; Insecta; Lepidoptera; Nymphalidae. The coding region runs from base 1 to 1164 and encodes 387 amino acids. The record is from RefSeq and is a predicted model, not a curated record. Gene Ontology annotation, biological process: sensory perception of smell; detection of chemical stimulus involved in sensory perception of smell.